Helicoverpa armigera (cotton bollworm) is the source of this 4952-nucleotide messenger RNA. RefSeq names its product talin-2. The record is from RefSeq and is a predicted model, not a curated record. NCBI's taxonomy places the organism in Eukaryota, Metazoa, Arthropoda, Insecta, Lepidoptera, Noctuidae. Gene Ontology annotation, cellular component: plasma membrane; cytoskeleton; focal adhesion. Gene Ontology annotation, molecular function: integrin binding; actin binding. Gene Ontology annotation, biological process: cell-cell adhesion. The transcript is spliced from 32 exons. The coding region runs from base 234 to 4859 and encodes 1541 amino acids.
UACCAUAAAAAUUCCUUUCAGGACAUGAUAAAAUUGAACUGUAACAAACAUUAUUAUCAAUACGAAUUAAGGAAAACCGAGCCGGUCAGUCAGUGCGGAUGAAAUCAUAGCCCCUUUAUAUAGCUAAUGCUGGGACGAGGUAAAUAGCUCAGUGUGACACUUGGAGUGCUGUGGAAUAUACUUACUGGUGAUUUACUUGGAUUUACUUGAAAACUGACACCAUCACCAGCAGUAUGCCGUCACUAUCGCUGAAGAUAGUGCAGGACGGAGGAGCAGUCACUAGGAAGGUGAAGUUCGACUCGCGCAUGACCGUGCAAGAUGCUCACAAGCUGGUCAAGGAGAAGGUCAUUGUGCCUGAUAAGGGGAAAGAGUACGGGCUGUUCCUUCGCUCAGCUGACAGCUCACUGUCGGGGGUCUGGCUGGAAGAAGACCGCACCCUGGACAACUAUAUGCUGCGGGAUGGCGACUCGCUGGAUUACAUCUGCCGGAUGAGGAACCUCAGGGUGCGGCUGUUGGAUGAUACGGUGAAGACGCUGCAGGUGGACGAAGCGAAAACAGUAGCCGAGCUGAUGAUGGAGAUCUGCGCGCGCAUCGGCAUCAAGAACUAUGAUGAAUACGGACUGUGCCACGAAGAAGUGGAGGAGGUGGAAGACGCGAAGGAGAAAGCAGGCACGCUGAAGCGGCCCAAGGACAGAGACGUCGCGCUCGAGCAGCUCAGCAGGAAGCUUAAUACUGAUGAUAAUGUGGCCUGGCUAGACCAGCACCGAACUCUCCGGGAGCAAGGCGUGGACAGCAAAGAUACCCUACUGUUGAAGCGGCGGCUGUUCUACUCGGACCGUAACGUGGACUCGCGGGACCCGGUGCAGCUGAACCUACUGUAUGUGCAGACCAGGGACGCUAUACUGGUCGGCAGGCAUCCUGUUACUGAGCAGCAAGCGGUUCAGUUCGCGGGCAUCCAGUGUCAAGUGCAGUUGGGUGACUAUCAGGAAGGAAAACAUAAGCCUGGAUUCAUUGAGAACCUGGAAGAAUACCUACCAGCCCAAUACUCUAACGCGUGGAACAUAGAGAAGAAGAUCUACAAGGAGUUCGCGCUGCACCAGGGCAAGACUCCGCUGGAGGCCAAGUUCCUCUACAUCAAGACUGCACGGGCCAUGCCUACUUAUGGAGUCACCUUCUUCUUGGUUAAGGAGAAACAAAAAGACAAGAAGAAGCUAGUCCCCCGCCUUCUCGGCAUCAAUGCUGAAGCCAUCCUGCGUCUCGACGAGGUCACCAAGGAGAUCCUGCAGCAGUGGCCGCUGACUCACGUCAAGACCUACCAUGCUGGGAAGUCGCAGACUUUCACGCUUAACUUCGGGGAUUACAGUGACAAGGAGUACAGCGUGAAGACGCAGCACUGCCACCGCAUCCGCGACAUCCUGGAGGGCUACAUCGACAUCAUCCGGCGCCGCAUGCUGGCGCCGCCCGCGCACCACGUCGGCACGAGCAUGGCAGUGUUACACGAUAACGUGCAAAUGGGCAAGAGUAACAUAAUAGAGCUGGUGUCGAACAACCCCAGCAAGAUCGUGACGGAGUCCUUCGUGGGACCCAACAAGAUUAUGCCUUUCGAUCAAGGCUCGGCCGCGCACUCGGGCGCUCAGCUGACGACGAUACAGCAGAUAGUUGUGACAGACCAUCUCAAGAACCAACAGUAUGCUAUUAAGGGUGAGUUCCCAAUGCGUGGUGACAUGUCCCCCGAGUGCGUCGCGGCGCUCAACAAGAUGAACUCUAGCUCUGUCAAGAUCGUCGGACUGCUCACAGAUCCUACUGAUUCCAAUGUGAAGGAAGCGCAAAAGAUCGUUCAAAUCAUGCACGAAGAACUACCGGUUGUAGAGAAAGGUAUAAAAGAGACGGCAGAAAAACAGACAGUCGAUGAGAUGCAGAAGAAGAUGCUGGACGACCUUCAGGACCUGAACAGCUACCUCAACAAGCUGUCAGACACCUGCAAGCCUGAAUUAUUGCAUUCGGGCGAGGCGAAGAAUGCAGCAGAGAACAUCGCCGACGUGACGACCCAGAUGUUCCUCUCCAUCGAUCCCAAGAGUAGGAGACGAAGCGAACUGCUCAGGCGUUCCCGGCGCCGCAUCAAGGCGGGCGAGGUGCGCGAGAACACGGUGCGGCGCGAGUCCUUCGUGGCCGCCGCCACCACCGCGCUGCAUGCCGUCGACACUGCUGCAGCACUGCUCAAGGAGGAUUACACUGGAGCUCAAAUAGACGAGGCUCAGCGGCACAAGCUGGAGCGUGCUCUGGAAGACAGGAUGGGCAAGCUGAACGCCGCCAUCGCACUCUACCUCACCGCGCACUCGGACCCUGAGAACAUUGACUACGCUGCCGCUAUCAACUCAAUGAAUGCUAUCAACGAGCUGAUGCCUAAGUUGGCGAGAGACGCUCAGAUGCUGGCCAGCACCAAAGACCCAGCAGCUUCCAAGGAGUUGUUGGACGAGAUGCAGGCACUCUUCGACGCCACCAAGAAGGUCUGCGGCAUGACUGGCACUGGGGAUCAUGAGAAAAUCCAAGAAGCGUCGAACACGUAUGCUGAUGUAGCCGGCAAACUCAUCUUUACGUUCGCGCGAGGAACCAACUCUGAUAGGGAGAAAGAGAUUAUCCAGCUAGCCAAGGAAGCCGGCGCCAAGACCUCGAAGCUGCUGGUAUCAGCCAACGAGCUGACCUGCCAGGAGCAGUCGGACGCCACCUCCGCAGUGGACCGCGCUGGUGUUCGCACUGCCGCCGCCGCCAGGGACCUGCUGGCGUGUGCUCAGUUAACAGCCCCAGCAAUCCACGAGCCUCACUGCCAGAGUGCAUUAACUGCCGCAGCCGAGGGUCUGAGCUCCAGCCUGCACAGCAUGGAGACAGCAUGGAAGCCGCUACUCGAAGACCCUACUAGGCAGCACAUGAGUGAAACUCUGCAUCAUCAGGCCAUGGAUGUUAACCAGGCCUUGGAGAGGCUUAGAGAUGCUUAUAGCAAUGUUGAAGGUGCUUCUGAAGAUUUGCUACCGCCACAAGAGAGAAAGCGCCUUCAGUUCAUCGCUACCAUGGCUGGAGCCAAGAGUAAACUGGAAAGAGUGGAAGAUGGAUGGGAUAAGUCAGCAAGCAUCACUCCUUCUGAACACGAGAAGCAAGAAGCGGAGCGGCGGCUGGCACACAGCAUGGCGCAGCUCAACGCCGCCGUCGCAGCACUCGCUGCCGCCACCGCUGAUCGUGAGAACCCUGACUACGCCACCGCUGAGCUAGCUAUGUCUACCAUUUCCGAGCUGAUGCCGCAAAUUGUUAAAGACUCGGAGGUAGUAAGCAGCGACAAAGACGAGGCGACUCGCGCCGCCAUGCGCAAGCACAUACACGCGCUGUGUGACGCCACGCGUGAGAUGUGUGACGGCGAUGGAUAUCCACAUGGUGAGAGCGAGGCUACGUCUAAGUUUGCCGCAGCCACCGGCAAACUGGUGUUCCUCAUCAGUCCCGUCGCUGAUAAGGGCAAGCAAAAACAUGUGCUGCAACUAUCAAGUACAGCUCAGCAGCAAGCAUCGCAGCUGACACAGCAAGCUCGGCAGUUGGUGCCUCACGAGCACCCCGCGGCGGCCGAGCUGUGCCAGCGAGCCGACCGCGCCGACGAUGCCGCGCGAGCACUGCAUGCUGUCGCACAGGUAUAUACAGCGAGGCAGCAAGCGUCGCAGCUGACGCAGCAAGCUCGGCAGCUGGUGCCUCACGAACACCCCGCGGCGGCCGAGCUGUGCCAGCGAGCCGACCGCGCCGACGAUGCCGCGCGAGCACUGCAUGCUGUCGCACAGGUAUAUACAGCGAGGCAGCAAGCGUCGCAGCUGACGCAGCAAGCUCGGCAGCUGGUGCCUCACGAACACCCCGCGGCGGCCGAGCUGUGCCAGCGAGCCGACCGCGCCGACGAUGCCGCGCGAGCACUGCAUGCUGUCGCACAGGUAUAUACAGCGAGGCAGCAAGCGUCGCAGCUGACGCAGCAAGCUCGGCAGCUGGUGCCUCACGAACACCCCGCGGCGGCCGAGCUGUGCCAGCGAGCCGACCGCGCCGACGAUGCCGCGCGAGCACUGCAUGCUGUCGCACAGGUAUAUACAGCGAGGCAGCAAGCGUCGCAGCUGACGCAGCAAGCUCGGCAGCUGGUGCCUCACGAACACCCCGCGGCGGCCGAGCUGUGCCAGCGAGCCGACCGCGCCGACGAUGCCGCGCGAGCACUGCAUGCUGUCGCACAGGUAUAUACAGCGAGGCAGCAAGCGUCGCAGCUGACGCAGCAAGCUCGGCAGCUGGUGCCUCACGAACACCCCGCGGCGGCCGAGCUGUGCCAGCGAGCCGACCGCGCCGACGAUGCCGCGCGAGCACUGCAUGCUGUCGCACAGGUGACAAGUGCCAGCAUAGACUCCCCUCGCUGCCAAGACACUCUCAACUCCGCCGUCUCCCGUCUACACGACAGCUCGACACACCUCGUGUCCACCUGCAGAGACACGUCAGCUGACUGUAGUGGUGUUGAAGACACGCAGCAACAGCUUGAGGAUAGCUUGCAGCAGUUGGCGUACAUCUGCAACAUGGGACCUGCAGACACGACGACUAGUGAGGGUUCUGAAGAGAAGGAGAAGCGUCGUCUGCAGUUCAUCAACAGCAUGCCUGCCGCCAAACGACGCCUGGACGCCGCUGCGCAACAACUUACUAAGCCCAUGCUAUGUCAGAUGAUGACACAGGAGUACGCAGUGCAGCUAGAAGACCAGCUGGCUGACAAGCUGGCGCAGCUCAACGCGGCAGUCGCUGCACUCGUCGCUGCUACUGCAGGUCAGUGUGUUCCCUUCUACAGCCCAUGCUGUGUCAGAUGAUGACACAAGAGUACGCAGUGCAGCUAGAAGACCAGCUGGCUGACAAGCUGGCGCAGCUCAACGCGGCAGUCGCUGCACUCGUCGCUGCUACUG